Molecule: messenger RNA, 2280 nt
Organism: Colossoma macropomum (tambaqui)
Lineage: Eukaryota; Metazoa; Chordata; Actinopteri; Characiformes; Serrasalmidae
Gene: yju2
Product: YJU2 splicing factor homolog
Exons: 8
Coding region: 98-1129 (343 amino acids)
Biological process (GO): mRNA splicing, via spliceosome
Cellular component (GO): U2-type catalytic step 1 spliceosome
Source: RefSeq, a predicted model, not a curated record
GGUCUGCAAGUGACGUGUGGGAGCGAGUAAGACAGAGGAAGAAGGUUUAUUUUCUCAGUUUGUGUGUCUGAGUAAUUUUUGUUAAUCAGAAACAGUCAUGUCGGAGAGAAAAGUACUGAAUAAAUACUACCCUCCAGAUUUUGAUCCAUCUAAAAUCCCCAAACUCAAACUCCCCAAAGACCGGCAGUAUGUAGUCAGAUUGAUGGCUCCAUUCAAUAUGAGGUGUAAAACAUGUGGAGAGUACAUAUACAAAGGGAAAAAGUUCAAUGCAAGGAAGGAGACAGUACAGAACGAGCAGUAUUUGGGGCUGCCCAUCUUCCGCUUCUAUAUUAAAUGCACAAGAUGUCUGGCAGAAAUCACAUUUAAGACAGACCCAGAGAACACAGACUAUGCCAUGGAACAUGGUGCGACAAGAAACUUCCAGGCUGAGAAACUUAUUGAGGAAGAGGAAAAGAAAAUCCAAAGGGAGCGAGAGGAAGAGGAGCUAAAUAAUCCCAUGAAGGUUCUGGAGAACCGCACACGAGAUUCGAAGAUGGAGAUGGAGGUUUUGGAGAACCUGCAGGAGCUGAAGGAGCUGAACCAGCGGCAGGCAGCAGUAGACUUUGAGUCUAUGCUGGAGCAGUACAAGGAGCUGGAGAAGAGACAGAAGGAGAAAGAGCAGGAGGAGGAUGAGAGAGAGACCAAGGAGAUGCUGGAGAGGGCCUUGGUGAAGAGGCUGAGGGACUCUGACUCAGACUCUGAUCAGGAGGAAGAGAAAGGAAAAGAGCAGCAGCAGAAGCACUCAGCUGAAAGACCUACAGACAUCCUGACCACAGACAGAAGUACAGACUCAAAGGUCCCCUCAUCCACUGAAGUAAAGCGUCAGAAAGUGGAGAGCUGGGAGAGGAGUGUUGGGGGGUUGGGAGGCAAAAGUGCACUGGGCUCAUUGGUAGUGAGGAAGAAACCUGCAGCUACAAAUACAGCACAGCAGCCUGCAGCUGGAAGCCAGACAGAUGCAGCUGCUUCUAAACCUGCAGAGACAUGUGCUUCAGCUACUGCCAGCAGCAGCCAAACAGGACCAGCUCAGAACGGUUCCUCUCUCAGCCUGCUGGGGGCGUACUCAGACAGUGAUGACAGCAACUCUGACUAAGCUCCUGGUCUUUUAGUGCUGAUGGAUGUUUGAUGUUAAAUACUCGGAGCGCAAGGACCUUCUGAAGUUAAACGAAAGUUAAAACUUGGGCACAUGUUUUUAAAUGGCCUACCAGCUUUAGCUGUUGGACAUUUCAACUAAAUGAUGACUAUUUCUUGGACUAAAUACUCACUCUAGAUGAGUUAUUAUAUAAAUUGAAACGAUUGAUUUAUUAUAAUUGAAGUAGAGAUAUGUUUCCUGAGAAGCGUGCAACAUGUGAGUCAAGUUUUGGAAACAUAGCGUUUGUGUACUUUUCACCUCCAUAAACCACCACGUCAUGCAUCUCCCUCAAACAGAUUUGACCAUUGUUCAAGUCCAAUUGAGCUUCUUUUGCAUCAUUUUCUAAACUGUCACACCACAAAGGUUAAUAUUAUCUCAGUAUACUCAGUUUUUGUGUAUCAUACAGCUGACAAACAUCUUUUGUUUAGUUUGUCAUUUUUAUUGCUACUGUUUCUCUAAGCUAGACUGAUAAGCCUUUCAUUGUAGUGUAUAAGUCUGUAAUCCACCCUGACUUAGAUUGAUGUUAUCUGCACAGUGUUACAGGGUGGUGUCAACCACAGGGAAGCGCAGCAGAUGGAACAUGCACUUUACUAAGUUUAUACUAGGCUUUAUUAUAGGCUGGUAUAUCAGAGAUCAAGACUAGUCCUGGACUAAUGCUAGUAAUUACAUUCCCUCAACACUGAAACCCCCCUUAGUCUGAGAGUGAGAUGAAUAUGCGUUUAAGAAACAGCCCGCAAGUGUAUGGCAUCAUUUUUUCAUAUUUUAUUUUGUCGAUUACUUGUCACUUUCAAAUUUUGUAACCCAUGAAAUUUAAUUUCAGUACAAAUAUUAAUACAACUAGUACAUACAUGAUAUUUGACAGAACAAAUGUUAAUUCUUUUACUAGUAGGAAUUAUGUUUUAGUAUGUAAGGUGUCAGUUUUUAAUCAGUAAGAAUUGGGUUUUUACCUGUGAAAAGUGAAAUGUGCUAUUCAUAUAUGUAAGCAUUUGUACAUUAGUGUCAUUGUCACUUGUAAGUAAUGUAAUAAUUAGAAACUUCACAUGCUAACUUUUAAUCCCUGUUAGUAAAUGUUGCAUUUUUUGUUAGAAUGCAACUUUCACAUGCCAAAUUAA